GAGACGAAGGAACAGUCCAGAUUCCAGAACCUGCUUAGCCUCCAUUGUACUAUCUCUCGAAGAAGGCGGUAAGCAGCCAUUGGCCAGUCGCCGCCCAUGCCUGCGGCGCCGGGGACCGGCUCCGGCUGCCUGGGCGCGCCGGCGCAGGCCCCCUCGGGCUCGCUCGCCGGGGUUCAAGGCGCCCCGCGGCUGCUGGGCGUAUCGAAGCCGUCAUGGAUCGUCCGCACUGAGUCAAACGUGAGGAGGGAGAGGCCAAAGCGACCAGAUCCUCCUUGCACCAUCUGCAAAGGCACAGGGAGAAUAGACUGCCGAAACUGUUUCGGCCGAGGCAGAACUAACCAUGCUGAGCUUGUCAUGCUUCCGAAGGGCGAAUGGCCACACUGGUGCCGAAUUUGUGGUGGCAGUGGAUUAGACUACUGCUUCCGGUGUCAUGGAACAGGUGAAUAUCGAGAACCAAUGGGCUUCCACUUCACGGUUAAAAGCGCACCCUGCAUUUAUAAACCCAUGCCCCUGGAUCUCAAGAACCGAGCUGUUUGCUGCCGUUGGCGAGAUCGAUCGGCACGACAGAUGACGAUGGCGAUGGCGACGACUUCACCAACGAGGGGCGAUCUCUUCCUCGGCCCCCACGCCGACCGCUACAUCGUCGAGUGGAUCACCGGGCUGAACCUGCUGUGGAGGAAGCAGCUGAGGCGGCGUGAGGCCAUGAGGCCGCAGGGCCCGGCGUCGAACGAGGCCCUGGCGAACGUCUUCCAGCGGCUGCCGCCCAGGUCUGUCGCCGCCUGCCGCGCCGUGUGCCUCCGCUGGUCCGUGCUCCUCUCCUCGCCCCGGCUCGCGUCACUCGCCCACGUCGACGACGACGACGCCGCCGGCUCCUCCACGUGCUUCUUCGCUGGCCGCGACGACGGUGUCAGAGCAGGCCAGGGCCGACGCCAACGGCGGCGCGCCGCCGAUACCACGCCAGCGGCGGCGACUUCGUUCCCGCCGCUGCCCAAGCAUCAGUACCGGCGAACUAAGAAGCAGCAAGGGUACCGGCGCAUGUUCUGACGGUCGUGUUCGCGUGUUGUAAGAUUUUGCGUCGU
Panicum hallii is the source of this 1079-nucleotide messenger RNA. RefSeq lists its product as uncharacterized. NCBI's taxonomy places the organism in Eukaryota, Viridiplantae, Streptophyta, Magnoliopsida, Poales, Poaceae. The coding region runs from base 97 to 1044 and encodes 315 amino acids. Gene Ontology annotation, molecular function: protein binding. The transcript is spliced from 5 exons. The record is from RefSeq and is a predicted model, not a curated record.